This is a messenger RNA of Cuscuta campestris, 2841 nucleotides long. The record is from the annotation of a GenBank genome assembly. NCBI's taxonomy places the organism in Eukaryota, Viridiplantae, Streptophyta, Magnoliopsida, Solanales, Convolvulaceae.
AUCUAAAAUAUUAGUUGGGAAUGCAUCUCCCUUGCCCCAUCGUUCUUCACUUACCGCACCUUGGUCCAUUCCUUUUUUCAAUGAAGGCGGUUCUUCACUUUCUUUUUCCGGUGAAGCAACUCGUCGUUGCACCACUCGCAUGCCGUUCUUCAAUUUCUUUUUCCGAUGAAGCAACACGCCAUCGCACCACUCGCACGCUUUUGCCGGUCCGGUCUGCCGCUGCUCGUGGCCGAGGCCGAGCGCCUGACUUGCCUUCGGAAACCUCUGGAUGGAAGGCCGGCCGUGGUUGCUCCGAGGAUGACCAACCCUACCGGGGCCGAGUGCGCAGUGCUGCCGAGGCGCUCUUUGCUGGUCAUUUGUCCUGGUUCUGUCAAGUAGGCCUUGACGAAGUUGGGCUGGGCCGUCUUCCUGCUGGGCUGGAUACCCCCAUUCCCGGCUUUGCCGUUGAUUUCGUUCACCAUCUCCGUUCGCUUCCGUCGCUGUCGCAGUCCAAUUUGAAGGUUAGUUCCCUCUUCCCCGUUCUCAUGGCGUCAUCUGAUUCCAAUCCUUCCACUCCCGCUGUCGACUCAGCGGUGGUUUGCUUUGAAGAAAUGUAUCGUCAAGAUCCCUCCCUCCGCCCCGACGGCUUGAUGGGAGGAAUUGACCAUUCUAGGGUUUUGAGCGCGGUGCCUCUCCGCACGUCCGUCACCGUGGCGUUGUCGUCUCGGGCGCCGCCCUUGAGAAUGAAGAAAAAGAAAUCGAGGGUUGUCAAGAGGAAGAACCCGAAAUCCUUACCCGUUACCGUGCUGGAAACGGGUCUGAUUACGAAUACGGGUUGUCUUCUGUUGGAUAUUGACUUUGAUGAGGCUCUCCGCUUUGUGGGAGACGGUUACACAGUGCGCCGACCACACACAACCAACCAUGUUUUCGCUGUGACCUGUCCCGACGCCGAGAUCGGGGUGCACGUGGCGUCAAUGCGCUACGGCCUUUGCUUCCCUCCUCACGACCUGAUAGUCCAAUUCUUGAAUUUCUACCUUCUUUUGCCGGGUCAGCUCAGUCCCCACUCCUACUAUUGUUUCUCAAUUUUUCUGAUUAAGUGUCAUCAAAGGGGAGUCCCCUGGUCUUUGGACUUGUUUCGUUAUAUGUUCAAGGUUUCCAAAGUGGGGGCCAAUGAAGGGAAUUCGUAUGCCGUUGUCUCUUCCCAGGCCGAGUUUGGUAUGGCCGUCUUCCCCUCGUCCCUGAAACUUUGGAAGGCCAAGUUUGUCUUCAUUUCUGGCUUUCCCGGGGACCGGCAUCCUUUCCACGCCAGGUUUCCCGAAUGUCACACGUUCAUUCGUCAUCCUCGGCCUGCGGCCACUCCUGAGCUUCAGGCACACGCGCAGAAACUGUUGGAAGACUGUCGGCCUAAACCGCCUCACGUGUAUACGGUGUGUACGGAGCAAGACUUGGCGGAGGUGGGGAUCCUUAUCUCCCUCGAGCGCCAAUUCGAGCUGGUCGAGGCCGUGCUUGGGAGUCGCCCUAAGCACGGGCUUGAGGAGAGUGCCCCGAUGUCGGAAGACAUAGAGUCGGAGGACAACGAAAGGGAAGAUGGCGGGGAAGCCGGAAACGAUGAAGAAUCGUGGCAGCCAUCCUGCUCCGAGGGGGAUGCUGGCCAAGCUGCUGGCUCGAAACCGAGGCCGAGGGCGGAGGUUCAACAAGGACCUUCACUCGUGCACGCAACUGGUUCUACUCCCUCGGCCCGGACUCAGGAAGCGACUCCGACUCGGAGUCACAGAAAGAGGAAGCUCAUCCAGGUCGAGGACGAGGAAACCGUGUUCGAGCAGGAUGUGGUACUGACCCAGAGUCCAACGAGCAAGCGCCCAGUCGGUCUUCAAGGUGAAAAAAGUCCCACUUCCCUCGACAAGGCCAACGGGAAUGUGCAGGCUGAGGCCGAGGCUACUUCCCUCUCCGCGGCGCUCAAAGACGAGGACGAGAUCCUUUCGUCCUUGCAAGGGCUUAUGGACAGCUUCCACAAACAGGUUAGCUUGAUCACCGAACGCCGAGCCGGGGCCGAGUUCUCCUCUUCCGUGAACUUCUUGGCUUCGGUGGAAACAGAGUUGUCCCGCCUACGGAGAUUGGCAGAAGCCGAGCAUGAACGAGCCGCCGAGCUUGAAAUGCAAGCCGUGGCGAAGUCCGAGGAGGUGGUCCGGCUGCAGGGCCUCCUGAAAGAGUCGGAGGAAUCAGCCUCCCAACUGACGGCUUCAAUGGCCGAGCUCGAGGGGCGACUGCGCCAGUCCGACGGCCGGAUCUCCGAGCUGGAUCUUGAACUCGCCGAAGCUGUCUCCGCGCGACGGUCAGUGGAGGUGGAGCGAGAUCAGCUUCUUGCCCAGAGGGAGCAAGCCGUUGCUGCCGAGAAGGAGCGUGCCAUCUCUGACUUCCUUCAAUCCCCGUCCUUCAAAGAAAACUGCCUGGAGAGGAUGGCCGCUUAUUAUGAAGACUGGCUCAAGACCGAGGCUGGCACUGAGAAGAUGGGAGUGGAAGGGACGAAGUGGUUCGAGAGCGGCGUCUAUCAUGGGAUUCAGCUCGUCCUUCGCCGGACCAGAAGAGUAGAUCCGUCCUUCCCUCCGCCUGGGGUCGACAUUCCUAGCCUUAACGCCGAACUCGGAGAGAAUCUAGAUUAACUUGGGACUCCCGAGCACGAGGACGCGGGUGCAGAUGGAGUCGGCGACGAGCUCCCCUCAAAUGCCCUUCCUUAGUGUUUUCCUUGUAAUGCUUGCAAUCUUAGUCUUCACUGUAAUAAAGAUUUGUUACUAUUUUGUUGCAUGCGUGAACAGUUGGGCAGAUUUCUGACAUUAUUUAUUUGAAUAAAUUUGAAUUGCGCCU